Messenger RNA from Python bivittatus (Burmese python), 1793 nucleotides. The record is from RefSeq and is a predicted model, not a curated record. Lineage: Eukaryota; Metazoa; Chordata; Lepidosauria; Squamata; Pythonidae.
CUCCCUUCUUUUUCUUGCAGGGUUCCUUCCUUCCUUCUUCCUUUCUUUUUUACAACUCCCCCGUCUGGAUUUAUACCAAGUGGAAUAUCAUGAACUGAAGAAAUUUACCCUUCUGUUUUUGCCUUCUUAAUUUUUUUCUACUUUUUUGCUUUUUUUUUUUUUUUUAAAGAAGUUUUUUUGGAUGAUAACGCUUUGAAAAACAUUUUUUUUCUUUUUAAUUUUUUUGAAAUAAAAAAAAUUGAGUCAUCCCAUAUCGUGAGAAGAUGGGGAGGAAAAAGAUCCAGAUCCAGAGGAUUACGGAUGAACGGAACCGGCAGGUGACGUUCACGAAGCGGAAGUUCGGGCUGAUGAAGAAAGCCUACGAGCUGAGCGUGCUCUGCGACUGUGAGAUCGCCCUGAUCAUCUUCAACCACUCCAAUAAGCUCUUCCAGUACGCCAGCACAGACAUGGACAAGGUGCUGCUGAAGUACACGGAAUACAACGAGCCCCACGAGAGCCGGACCAACGCAGAUAUCAUCGAGACCUUAAGAAAGAAAGGUUUUAAUGGUUGUGACAGCCCUGAACCUGAUGGGGAAGACUCCAUUGACCAGAGCCCGCUGACGGAGGACAAGUAUCGCAAAGCCAGCGAGGACCUGGACAUCCUCUUCAAGCGCUACGGCUCCUCCGUUCCUGCUCCCAAUUUUGCCAUGCCUGUUACGGUGCCAGUGACCAACCAGAACGCCCUGCCAUUCAGCAACCCCGGGGGCUCGUUAGUGACCCCAUCGCUAGUGACUUCCUCGUUGGCCGACCCUCGAUUGCUGUCCCCGCAACAACCGGCCCUCCAGCGGAACACCGUCUCCCCAGCGCUCCCGCAGAGGCCCGCCAGCGCAGGGGCGAUGCUCGGAGGAGAGCUCGGCAACACGAAUGGUGCCUGUCCAAGCCCCGUGGGCAAUGGUUACGUCAGCGCCAGGGCCUCCCCGAACCUCCUCCCCAUCUCCAAUGGAAACAGCUUAGGCAAGGCCAUCCCAGCCAAGUCGCCCCCACCACCCCCCCCUCACAGCAGCCAGUUGGCCGUUAACAUCCGCAAGCCGGACCUUCGUGUCAUCACCUCCCAGGGCGGAAAAGGCCUCGUGCAGCAUCUGACGGACGAUCAGUUGGAUCUGCAGAAUGCCCAAAGACUCGUGGUGUCUCAAGCCACACACUCUUUGACCACGCCUGUUGUUUCGGUGGCCACGCCCAGCCUGCUGACACAGGGGCUGCCCUUCUCAGCGAUGCCCACGGCGUACAACACAGACUACCAGCUGAGCAGCGCGGAGCUCUCCUCCCUCCCAGCGUUCGGCUCGCCUACCGGCCUGUCUCUGGGCAGCCUCUCGGCCUGGCAGCAGCAGCCGCCCCCGCCGCAGCAGAUCCCGGUCUCCCUCAGCAGCUUAAUACAAGGGAGCCACCUGUCCCACGCUGCCGCCACCACUCCCGCUGCCACCCUGACCGUCAACACCAACCCCGGCAUCAGCAUCAAGUCGGAGCCUGUCUCGCCCAACCGGGAGCGCAACAGUGCCACCCCNCUCUCCUCUUUCCCCCAUCAAGCCCGCCACGAGCCCAGCGGACGCUCGCCCGUCGACAGUCUCAGCAGCAAUGCCAGCUCCUACGAGGGCAACGAGAGGGAAGACCCGUCCCGGGCCGACUUCAGCUCCUCUCUCGGGCUCCUGAGACCCAGCGCCGAGGCCGAGGGGGACAACCCCUCCAUCAAACGCAUGCGCUUGGACGCCUGGGCCACGUAACUGCCCCCAGCAUGGCCCCCUCUUUCCUGCAGGGGG